Vigna angularis (adzuki bean) is the source of this 1448-nucleotide messenger RNA. Its product is annotated as GDSL esterase/lipase At2g23540. The record is from RefSeq and is a predicted model, not a curated record. NCBI's taxonomy places the organism in Eukaryota, Viridiplantae, Streptophyta, Magnoliopsida, Fabales, Fabaceae. Gene Ontology annotation, molecular function: hydrolase activity, acting on ester bonds. The transcript has 5 exons. Bases 1 to 1119 code for a protein of 372 amino acids.
AUGGCUUUCCAUUGUUAUGACAUGUUGGUGCUUGUGUUUUUUCUAGUGAACAUUAGCUUUUAUGGAAGUGUAGAUGGUCAGAAAAACGCUUUAGGAGCCUCUUUCAUAUUUGGAGAUUCAUUGGUGGAUGCUGGAAACAAUAACUAUUUGUCAACUCUUUCUAAGGCAAACAUCCCUCCCAAUGGAAUUGAUUUCAAGGCCUCUGGGGGAAACCCCACUGGCCGCUACACCAACGGAAGAACCAUUGGUGAUAUAGUUGGAGAGGAAUUGGGACAACCAAAUUAUGCCAUACCAUUUUUAGCACCAAAUGCAACAGGGAAAACCAUACUGAGUGGAGUGAACUAUGCUUCGGGAGGGGGAGGAAUAAUGAAUGCUACUGGAAGGAUAUUUGUGAAUAGAAUAGGAAUGGAUGUUCAAAUAGAUUACUUCAGCAUAACAAGAAAACAAAUUGACAAACUGCUGGGUGAAUCAAAAGCUAAAGAAUACAUAACGAAGAAAUCCAUUUUCUCUAUCACCGUUGGGGCCAAUGAUUUUCUCAACAAUUACCUUCUCCCAGUUCUCUCCAUUGGAGCCAGAAUUUCUCAAAGUCCAGAUUCUUUCAUAGAUGACAUGAUUACUCAUUUCAGGGCCCAACUCACGAGACUGUACAAAAUGGAUGCCCGAAAGUUCGUGAUAGGAAACGUUGGGCCAAUAGGAUGCAUACCUUACCAGAAGACCAUAAAUCAGCUGAACGAAGAUGAGUGCGUGGAUUUGGCCAACAAACUGGCGCUUCAAUACAAUGCUCGAUUGAAAGAUUUGGUUGCCGAGCUAAACGACAACCUACCCGGUGCCACCUUCGUUCUCGCCAAUGUCUACGAUUUAGUCUCAGAACUCAUAAAAAACUAUAAGAAAUACGGGUUCAGAACAGCAAGUAGAGCUUGCUGUGGAAAUGGGGGCCAAUUCGCAGGGAUAAUUCCAUGUGGGCCUACUUCGAGUAUGUGCAGUGAUAGGUACAAGCACGUGUUCUGGGAUCCUUAUCAUCCAAGCGAAGCUGCAAACCUAAUCCUCGCUAAGCAGCUACUUGACGGAGACAACAGAUACAUAUCUCCUGUCAAUCUUAGGCAGCUCAGGGAUCUUUGAUCUUUCAUCUUUCAUUUUCUUUUAUUCUUCUCUUCUCUUUCUCUACCACUACUUUUCUUUUUCCAUAACAUCUUUUCUCGUGCUUUCAUUAUUCACUGCAAUUCACAUAACGUAAUUUACGACCGUAAUUUCUCCUUUUCUUUUAUUAUUAUAUCUGUGGUGUGAUUCUGAGUUUUAAUUAUGUUGACAUGUUAACAAACAACACUUGACGUCCCUGUGCACAAAAAAAAGUGAGUCGCUAUAGUCUGAAUCAGACAUGGGAAAUUUUCAUUUUCUUGUCGCUCCUGAUGGUGACCAUUUUGCAAUAGAUUAUACCAAGUUUAUAUUUU